Molecule: messenger RNA, 1946 nt
Organism: Vitrella brassicaformis
Lineage: Eukaryota; Vitrellaceae
Source: the annotation of a GenBank genome assembly
CCACAAACCCUGCACUCCCUCAAACCUGGCACGGCUCGUUUUUUUGAGCCGCCAUGUUGGCGGCGAAGCAGAAAGAGAGGACUGAAAGGACUGAAAGGACUGCUGCGUUCGCGAGGGAGGCUGUCAGGACAUCAGGCGACGAGUCAGACCCCGACCGGAUUGUGAGGCUGCUGCGGUCAUGGGACACAGAUGGGGAUGGCAUUUUCAGGCGAGUGACGCAGAAUGAAUGAAUGAUGGGAGGAAAGGCAGAUCUUACAUGUAUCAUUCCAUCUGGCUGUCUGUCCGUCUGUCUGUGUGUCUGUCUGUGUGUCUGUCUGUCUGUGUGUUCAGCGUCGACGAGGUAGCGGAGGCGGCGCGCAUGGUACUUCGACAGAAGAAGAAGGGCAGGGGCCUUCAAAAGGCCGUCUGCACCGCGGCCAUCCUCUAUGCCGUCACCAUUCCGAUUCUCUUCGGUGUUACUCUCGGUGCUAUGGAGAUGGCCAAGGACUUCAGGCCGGACGACAACAGCAUCCUCUUGAGCACCCGCGGCGACAGGAACGUCAUCCGUAAGCGCCACACGGCAGCCCACGGGAGGGAUGGCGGCCAUGAGGAUCAAACAUGCUGCCUCAUUCUUUGGUUCUGGCUGGCUGCAGGGACGAAGCGGAAGAUCUAUGUGCAGUCACCGUUCGAAAUGGCCAGCAAAUCUCUGGCCGACCUGGAACGAGUACUCUUAACUCACACGCACACGUGCACGGCCGCAGGCAGGCAGGCAGGCACUCCCAUGCCGCUCAUGCGAGUGCAUGUUGUUCAUCUCCUCGUGUGCUUCACAUCCAUCCAUCCAUCAGGUGGACAGCAUAUACAUCGACGACCUGCUCGCGGGCAACGGCGAGGUGCUGCAGAGGUUCUACAAGGUCGAGAUGAUCACCAAGGCCAAGGCCUCAGAAAAUAUCAAAGUCGCGUUCUUCGGCGGUGACUACCUCGAGGUCACCAGCGAGAGAGCCCUGCUGUUCCGCCCAAAGCCGGCGGAGGGCUGUGGCGAGGCCAAGGCCGCCGACACUCCCGACGGGUAUUGCCCCGUGGCCGAGAUUGUGAAUGGCCCCGACCCGCGUGAAGAACAGACUCGGCGGCGGCUGGCGACUACGGCCAUCCCUGAGCCGCUGUACCCCAUCGGGCCGCGCAACAUCGGAGGCAACGUAUACUCGUCAUUCAACACGGGAUCGAUAUACGAAUCUGGUGAGGGAGUCAGCGCGGCGGGAGCAAGUCUCUGUUUGAAUCGUGUGCUGCCUGUGUGCGCGAUGCGGUGCGGUGUGUGUGACCUGUCAGAUGGCAUAGUGUCCCUUGGGAGGUCACGGUUCUUCGCGCAGCACCAACAGAGGUUCUGUCAGGGCCCCACGUGCACAUAGCGUGGUUCGUUCCGCGCUGAGAUCGCCUUUUUUUGUAUCUCCGUGUAAACAACGUGACAAAGUGCGAAGCGUCCUCCAGGUUUUUGUCUGUUCCGGGAGCGUGUGUAGCCAUCUGGCGCUUGACGUGCAGGAGGGCCUGAGUGUGUGUGUUGUCUGUGUCAGUCGCUUAGAGAGACAGAUUGUGUGUGUGUGUGUGAAAUGUGUCUGUCUCUUGCUGUCUUUUGUGUGUGUGGUGGUGGUGCGUUCUCUCUUCUCUCGCUCUUCAAGUUUCUCGUGCGGUCGUGACCUUUGUGCCGGUUUAGCUUUUUUCGGCUCGGGUGUCAUGUGGCCGCCAGUCUACACGGCAAAUCUAUCGUUCUGGGUGGAGGCCAGCCAUGGAUAGGUCGGUUUGUGGGUCGAUGCAUCCAGGAUGGGACGACCUUUCGUCUCUCUCGCCCUUGAUCUGUGUCGUCUGUUCGUCUGCCUAGUGGAGCUGUCUGUGUCCAUAAAGACGCAUCUAUCUGCAUGCCAUGACCUUUCUGCCGUGGCGACGCGACAUGCUAUAAUCAACACCUGACCUGCCCA